AUGUAAACAAAUUAAAAUACCGCAACUAAUUAAUUGCUUUAAAAUAAAAAAGAAUUGUUUCACAUUCAACUAAGAAAGGAGAAGAGAGAAGAAAUAUUCAAAUCAAAAAGAAUCAUUUAAAAAUAAAAUGAAACACCUGAACAAAUCUAAUUAAAUCCUGAGGUAAGAAAAUACUAAUUGAAUUAAGUAAUUAGAUUAGUACAUCACAGAGUUGAUGAAGGAUUGUAUUGAUAUCUACAGAAACAGAUUGCCUGAUGAUUUUGAAAAGAUGCUUAAUAAUUUAAUGAAAUUGAGAAAAUUAUAGCAUUUGGAUUAGAGAGGAGAAACAUUCAGUCUUUGUUUAUUUAAGAAUGAUUUCAUUGAGUAAUAAGAUUAUAUAAAGUAGAUAUAUCCUUGUUCUAUUAAAUGAGCAUUUUGAUCAUGCAUCUUAAUUAUAGGCGGAAGGAGCUACAAUUUUAGCUAAUUUUUUUGGUAUAAUGGAUAAAAAUUCAAGAUUAUACUUUUCUUCAUAUUUACCUAUGUUGAAUGUUUUAAGUGAUGUAAUAACGAAGAAUUUUGGGAGAUUACUAAUUUCUAAGAAUGCUUCUUUAGUUGAUUCAGUAUGUUUGAAUUUAUAUUUUAGUGUUUGUAUGCUUUAGGGAAUGCAUUCUAUGACUAAUAAAUUUUAGUUCAAAAAUUCAAAUAGCAUUUUGGUUUGAAGCAUUUAUUAUAAGUUUCUUUACAUUUAAAUACAGUAGUAUGGGUGUUAGAUACUUUAACAGGAAACAGAGAAUUUCUUAACAAAGAAGAAUUAGAACUAUCCUUAUAGAUUCUUGAUAAACAAUUAUAAUCAACAGAUGUUGAAAAUUUCAUUCAUAGUUUAAGUGCAUUGAGAAAUAUCAGUUAAUAUUAAAUAGAUGCAAUACCUUUGAUAAUUAAUUUGGUUUCUUUUCCUAAAAUUAUUGAGAUAGUCUAAUAGAAAUAAGAUUUGAUACAUCUACAUUCUACUUCAUUAGAAAUUAUUUUUGCAUUGAGCACAAUGAAUGAUUAGUAGUUAAUAAAGAUUUUAGAUAAGAAAUAUAAUUUAAUAGACAUUUAUGUUACAUACCUAUCCUCUUAUGAGAAGGAAUAUAGAUUGAAAUCAAUGUUGUCUUUGACUUAUUUAUGUAAUUUGAAUGAGAGUUUUGCGAUACAAAUAUCUUAUAUUCCUUAUGUGAUUGAAAAGAUAAUUUCAAUAACUAUUUAGACAGAGCAAUAGUAGAUAUUAAAUGGAGUUAACUUGAUAUACAGUAUGUUAUAAUAUGAAAAGAUUGAGAUGAAUCAAAUAUUUAUGAACCAUAAGAUUUUAAGUUUAAUAUCACGUAUUUUGGAAUACUUAAAUAAUGAAAUCCUUAUAGCAACUUUGAAAUCUUUAUGGAUUCUAUUGCAAUCAAUAGAUUAUUAUAAAGUAUCUCUAUCUAUUCCAGGAGAUGANUGA
This is a messenger RNA of Paramecium sonneborni, 1456 nucleotides long. The record is from the annotation of a GenBank genome assembly. Lineage: Eukaryota; Ciliophora; Oligohymenophorea; Peniculida; Parameciidae.